Tauraco erythrolophus (red-crested turaco) is the source of this 1147-nucleotide messenger RNA. The record is from RefSeq and is a predicted model, not a curated record. NCBI's taxonomy places the organism in Eukaryota, Metazoa, Chordata, Aves, Musophagiformes, Musophagidae.
AUCUUGCGUGGGUGACUGCAUUGGCACAGAGUGCCCAGUGUGCCACAUGCCAGCCUGGGUGCAAGAUGCCCAGAUAAACCGGCAACUGGAUGACAUGAUUCAGCUUUGCAGCAAACUGCGGCAUCUCCUGGGCGCGGACACCUCAGAUUCAACGGAAGACAUGUCAACACCAACUGACUCAGACUUUGGAAAGAAGAAUAAGAAGGAACAGAUCAAAAUGUGGUUCAGCCCAAGAAGUAGGAAGAUUCGUUGUGUCCUGAACAAGAGUCAGCCUAAGACUAAAAGUGAUGACCUUGGUCAAGACACACCUUCAACUUAUGAUUUCUUUCCUUCCCCUCCUCAUGAAAAGCCCUCCAAGCCGAUAAAAAAGCCAGCACAGAGACAGGGUAAGAAGAUGAAGAAGAAACGUCUAGCAGACAUUAACAAAGUGUGGAGCUUGGAGAAGCCUGAGCAGAAAGGAGGUGUUGAGGAGAAGACUCCCAAGAACAAGUGUGUGACCAUCUGCAGCCAACCAGUAGUCCUGUGCACUCCGGAACCAAAUAGCCCUGAAGAGACACUUCAGCAGGAGUCUGUAAAGGAAGCUGACUCCGGCAAAAAUAUGGAAAAUAUGGAGAUAUUACCAGAGGUAAAAUCCUCAGAGAAGAAGGAUAACAGCGAGGUUGCGUGCCCUGCACAAGUCAGCAAGGAAAACAGUUGUGCUACAGGGACAUCAUUGUCAGUAGGAAAUGAAACUACGCCUUUAAAACGUGGAAGGGAGCAAUCCAGACUGCCAGUUACUUCUCAGAGUAAAAGGCCACGAACAACCGAGAGGAGCAUGAUUGAGAAGACAGGCAGGCAGGCAGAUGGCUUAGAGGGGUUACCUCCAGGUUGCCCCAUCUCCCCAGCGACUGAACGCAAGACACCAGUUAAGAUUUCUUCCUCUGUAUCGAAGCUCACUGACCCUGUAAUGAAGACAAGAAGCUCUGCAGCCUUUCAAGCAAUAAAUAGUCCUUCACUUUCAAAAUCUCCCUCUACCCCAUCUACUUCUAAGACUUGUAAUCAAGUAGGAAUACCACGCAGUCCUUCUGAGUUGAAGUCCCCUGCUGGUAACGCAAUUGCCAGAAGAAAUUACAAAGGAGAGACUUUGCUCCAUGUUGCAUCCAUCAAG